Messenger RNA from Ceratina calcarata, 939 nucleotides. RefSeq lists its product as uncharacterized. The record is from RefSeq and is a predicted model, not a curated record. The transcript has 6 exons. NCBI's taxonomy places the organism in Eukaryota, Metazoa, Arthropoda, Insecta, Hymenoptera, Apidae. The coding region runs from base 1 to 939 and encodes 312 amino acids.
AUGACUACUGAGACAAGCGGCGAGGCCCCGUGUCUCGAGAGACUUCAUCAAGAGGCUUUGAAUUCGUUAGAUACAUUUCCCAACAAGAUCAUCGAACUAAAUGAUUUCGUCCACGAGUAUAUGCCAGACUCUGUUAGAAACAGCAAAUAUAAUGACGUUACUCCUUCCGAUCGGAAGGCCAAGUGUCAAUCUACACUUUCCACUACAAAGAAUUAUGACCUGACCAGCAUCUCCGAUUUGGGCGUUUCAAGUUACUACUCUCUAUCGGUGUGUGAUCACAGUCGAUCGCGACACGGAAUUUGCAAGAGAAGAUACUAUCGAUCGCGUGGCAUAACUGGUUGCAAUAUACGUCGAAGACCGGGACCGCUUGGACAACUUUUAGCAUUUAUAGUUAGCAGCUUGGCUACGUGCACGAAGAAAAUGGUCAUUGCUCCUUCUCAGUAUAUUGUGGAUAACGUAAUCUCGUCGUUGUUUCAAAGGCGAGAACUGAAAAAUGCCCAGUGCGGACCUUCGCCGAAUUGGAACAGCUCCCUCUCCACUUACGUGACUACUGUAAAGAAAGAUAAUACGCGCAUCGGGAAGCUCAUCGAUAUCAUGAGACCCGCUGUAGUGAAACUCAUCAAUGACACUACGACCUUGAAACGCUGGCUUCAAGCAGUCGCUUUAACCACCGCGUCGCCUCCGAUCGAACUAACGAAUGCAACUCGUAACACUGAAACCAUCGACUGUUGGGCUUACGAGCUGUUCUUUCAUCUCAAGUACCUUCAAGUGAAUCGCGCACGACGGACCACCGACAAAGUAAUAGCCGAUGCGGAGUCGAAACCUAGCGACGUGAUUCAUGCUAACUUAUGGCAUCGUUUAGUUCAACUUCGUGAUAAUUACAUUAUCCUGUACGAAAUGUUACAGAACUACGAUAAAAUUCGUGAUCUCGAGUCAUAG